Paramecium tetraurelia is the source of this 141-nucleotide messenger RNA. RefSeq lists its product as uncharacterized. The record is from RefSeq and is a predicted model, not a curated record. The transcript has a single exon. NCBI's taxonomy places the organism in Eukaryota, Ciliophora, Oligohymenophorea, Peniculida, Parameciidae.
AUGUCUAAGAAUACUUAAGUUGAAGUUGAAGGAAAAGUUUUACCUUCAGAUAUCCAUUUUCUGGUUAAUAGCUUGCUAAUAUCUCUGCAUGAAUGGUUUAUGGCUAGAGUUUUGAAAUUGGCUAUUAAAAUAGCAGCUUGA